CGAAGGGAGCGCGCAGACUCCUCCUCAUCUCCGGUGUCAAACUUGACAUCAGCCUCUGAGCCGAGAAUGGUAACUUGUGUCGGAUUCGAAGCCCUCACAUCACUGGCAUGCUUCAUGGAGUUAUGUACCUCGUUUUGCCCUCUGAACUGCCAUCAUGGAUUGCAAACCCUUAGUACUUUUUUUGUUUCUCUGCUUGUUUAUUAGCCGCGCAGAACUCAGCAUUCACCCUUCCAAUGAAGUGAACCUACUGGACUCUAAAGCAAGUCAAGGGGAACUGGGAUGGAUUUCCUACCCAUCGCAUGGAUGGGAAGAGAUCAGUGGUGUGGAUGAGCACUAUACACCAAUACGCACUUUCCAAGUAUGCAACGUCAUGGAGUACAGCCAAAACAACUGGUUGAGGACCAAUUGGAUCCCACGCAACUCUGCCCAAAAAAUCUAUGUGGAGCUCAAGUUCACCCUCAGAGAUUGCAACAGCAUCCCAAUGGUCCUUGGGACCUGCAAAGAAACCUUCAACCUCCAUUAUCUGGAGACGGAUGAGGAUCAAGGAUCCAAAUUCAGGGAACACCAGUUUUCCAAGAUUGACACUAUUGCAGCUGACGAGAGCUUCACACAGAUGGACUUAGGGGAUCGCAUCCUCAAACUCAACACUGAGGUGCGCGAAGUGGGGCCGGUCACCAAGAAAGGCUUUUAUUUGGCCUUUCAGGAUGUGGGGGCUUGUGUUGCACUUGUUUCGGUGCGUGUGUACUUUAAAAAAUGCCCUUUCACAGUGCGAAAUCUCGCUAUGUUCCCUGACACCGUGCCCAUGGACUCCCAGUCAUUAGUGGAGGUAAGGGGCUCGUGUGUGAACAACUCGCGAGAGGAGGACCCACCCAAAAUGUACUGCAGCACAGAGGGGGAGUGGUUGGUGCCCAUUGGGAAAUGUCUGUGUAACACUGGCUUCGAAGAUCGUGGGGCAGCCUGCCAAGUCUGCAGGCCUGGUUUCUACAAGGCUUCUCCAGGCAACGUGAAGUGCUCCAAGUGUCCCCCACAUAGCUUCACCCAUCAGGAGGGCUCAGUGCACUGCUCCUGCGAGAAGAACUACUUCCGUGCUGAGGGUGACCCUGCCUCCAUGGCCUGCACACGGCCUCCCUCCGCCCCACGCAAUGUCAUCUCAGUGAUCAAUGAGACGUCGGUGAUCCUGGACUGGAGCUGGCCAGAGGACACGGGCGGCCGAAAGGAUUUGUCCUUCAACGUGGUGUGUAAGCGCUGCUGGCCGGGGCCGCGGCUUUGUGAGCCGUGUCGAGGGAUGGUACGCUUCCUGCCCCGUGCCAUGGGCCUCCACAACACCACGGUCACCGUGGCCGACCUGCUGGCCCACACCAACUACACCUUUGAGAUCGAGGCGUUGAAUGGAGUGUCUGCGCUGGUGUCCACCCAUCGGCAGUAUGCUGCUGUCACCAUAACAACCAACCAAGCAGCACCUUCCCCAGUCACAGUCAUCAGAAAGGACAGGACUUCCCGGAACAGCAUCGCACUCUCCUGGCUGGAGCCGGAGAGACCCAAUGGCAUCAUCCUGGAUUAUGAGGUCAAGUACUAUGAGAAGCAGGAGCAAGAGACCAGCUACACCAUCCUGAGGUCUAAGGGCACCAACGUGACCCUGAACGGGUUAAAACCGGACACCACGUACCUGCUUCAGAUCCGCGCCCGCACUGCAGCUGGCUAUGGGAGCAGCAGCCGCAAGUUUGAGUUUGAGACUAGCCCUGACUCGUUCUCUAUCUCCAGUGAGAACAGCCAGGUUGUGCUGAUAGCCAUCUCCUCUGCUGUUGCCAUCAUCUUGCUGUCUGUGGUGCUCUACAUUGUGAUUGGCAGGUUUUGUGGUUACAGCAAAUCCAAACAUCCAGACGAAAAGAGGCUUCAGUUUGGCAAUGGGCACUUGAGGCUCCCGGGAAUCAGGACAUAUGUGGAUCCCCACACAUACGAGGACCCCUGUCAGGCAGUACAUGAGUUUGCCAAAGAGUUGGAUGCGUCCUGUAUAGCUAUUGACAAAGUUGUUGGUGCAGGAGAAUUUGGGGAGGUUUGCAGUGGGCGCCUCAAACUGCCCUCAAAAAAAGAGAUCUGUGUGGCCAUUAAGACUCUGAAGGCAGGCUACACGGAAAAGCAGAGGCGGGAUUUCCUGAGUGAGGCGAGCAUCAUGGGACAGUUUGACCACCCCAACAUCAUCAGGCUGGAAGGCGUGGUCACACGAAGUAAGCCGGUGAUGAUUGUGACGGAGUACAUGGAGAAUGGUUCCUUGGACAGCUUCCUGCGAAAACACGACGCACAGUUCACCGUCAUCCAGCUGGUGGGGAUGCUGCGUGGCAUCGCCUCGGGCAUGAAAUACCUCUCAGACAUGGGCUACGUCCACAGAGAUCUGGCCGCCCGCAACAUCUUGGUCAACAGCAACCUGGUGUGUAAAGUGUCUGACUUCGGCCUGUCCAGGGUGCUGGAGGACGACCCCGAGGCUGCCUACACAACACGGGGCGGCAAGAUCCCAAUCAGGUGGACAGCACCAGAGGCCAUCGCUUACCGCAAAUUCACCUCAGCCAGCGAUGUGUGGAGCUACGGCAUCGUGCUGUGGGAAGUCAUGUCGUAUGGAGAGAGGCCGUACUGGGAGAUGUCCAAUCAGGAUGUAAUCAAAGCGGUGGACGAGGGCUACAGACUGCCCCCGCCUAUGGACUGUCCUGCUGCACUCUACCAGCUGAUGCUGGAUUGCUGGCAGAAGGAUCGCAACAACCGGCCAAAGUUUGAGCAGAUCGUCAGCAUCCUGGACAAGCUCAUUCGCAAUCCCAGCAGUCUGAAGAUCACAGCCAACACCGCCUCCAGACCUGCAAACCUUCUCUUGGAUCGGAACAACACAGACAUCACGUUUCGGACCAUGGGUGACUGGCUGGAGACUGUUCAGACUCUCCCCUGCAAGGAGGCCUUUUCGGGGGUCAGCUACAGCUCGUGCGACACCUUAGCCAAGACCUCCACAGAAAUCUGUAUGGCAGAAGUCAGGCCGGCAGCUACUUGUCCUGAGUGGGAGCCCUCCAUGGGAAUCACAACACUUUAACCCUAAAGACUGGAUGGGAUUUCAAGAAAGUUGGUGUGACGAUUGUUGGACCGAAGAUUGUGAGCAGUAUCCAAGCACUUGAAGCACACACAAAGAAUGGCCCGGUUCCCGUGUAAACUGCAGGACAUUAUAACUGCUUUUGGCUUUAAGAGACAAGAAUUCUGCAUUGAAACAAAACAAUGACAAACAAUAGCAUAUAACAGGAGGAAGUAGGUACAAGACGAUUAGGGUAUCUGCAGUUCAGGGCUCACUCCCUGGAAGGAGAGAGAGAGAUCUGAGGGACAAGUGGUGCUCAGUGAGAGCCUGAACACCUCGAGAUCCCCACCAAUGAUGUAUUGCCUUAUUGCUGAGGCCCAAGAGAGGGUGCGAGAGCUGUAUGUGGCAGCUGCAAGUGAGCUGUAACUGAGCUUGUGCUUUGGGCGAUGGCUUCCUGGUCCGCACCUCUGCCACCAUACGCCUGCGACAUGUUGGAGUCUGACAGCAGAAGCCCUGCUUGUAGAACAGGAUGGAGCUGAUGGAGCCAUUGACCUGUCAAGCUGUCUUCUCUGAGUAGGUACGGAUAAAUAAAAAAAAAACAAGACUCAACAUAAGAGUUGUUUAAAUGCCUUUAGUAAUCAAAAAUGCACCAAUUCAACAAACCUCCUGAUGGAAUUAUUGAUCGGGUUUGCAGAGAAACCUGAGGGUUUUUGUCAGCUGUUUCUUCGCUUCUUCUUCCCCUUCUAGAAAGGACUGCGUGUCCGUGUCCAGUCUCCUCACUUUACCACUGAGUGUGACCUUUUGACUUUGUGAGGGUCUGGUUUGGGGAAGACCAAGAUAAUUCUCUUGUUAGCUGGAAAGAGGCCCUUCAGGCCUUGUAAAAUGCUAACUAGGCAUAUGCCAAGCAAUAUUUAUCCACUAAGGCUGUCAAGCUGAGUACAUGGGAUUGUCAAAUAAGGCAAUAUGCAUUUCAGAGCAUUGUUUUGCUUUUUUGUAAAAGGUCUAGCACUAAAAUUAUUUUGCUUGAAAGUUGCUGUCACAAGGGUUGAAAAGGCUUGACAUGAGAGGGAGGGGUGUUAAUGAUCUUCAGAGCAGUCUUCCAAUGACUGAACCCAACAUAGUGAAUCUGGCUAGUGUGACGUCUCUGGCUGAAUCUCAGUCAUGUCAUAGUUAUCUUUGCUUUGAGGAAAAAAAAAAAAAGAAACUUGAAAAUGUGUCCAUUUAGAAAGUCUUAUCCACUGACGUAAAAUUAAUUUUAUGAAUUAAUGAGUAGAUACAUAGUAUCAUAUUCUAUUACACUACACUACAUGCAUAUAGCCAGAUGACAUAAUAAGACGUUUACAAAUGAUAAGUUAAUUUUCCAUCGUAGGCAAGGAGUGAAUUUACUGAGAGAGCUUUGUAUUUCUUGCUGACAGUGUCACUUUAAAUGGAAGCAUUAGUUUUUAUUGAUAAUGUGAAUAACUAAGUAGAGGACAUAACCCUCUCAUACUUUCCUAUGAAUAUGUCUUGAUCAGGGCUUCUACAGAGAUCAACAAACAGCACAGUGGACUGGGUGGUUUGUGCAGGAUCUCAGGAUGCAUGUUCCUCAUUAAUCUGAGAAAGCUAAACAAAGAAAAGAAUGAGGAGGCAGGGUAGAGAGUGAAAAAGAAAGAGGAUGCAGAGAUAAAAUGCACCAACCAACUAUUACAGAAUGUAGUGUCCUGUCCAGCUUGGUCUAGUUUGCAUUGCAGGAUCCAGCAUUUGAAUCAGAGGGUAACAUGUAGCCUUGAGUCUUCUAUUAGCAUAUCUGCAAGUCACAUUUUAUGUGCAUCAGAAAAACAUGAAGUAUUUGAGUGGGAUAGAAUGGCAGCCUUGAAAGCAGUGCAAUCCUACCGCAUCUUUCCAGUUUUCCACUUUAGGUGAACAUCUCCAGUCUUCCUCUGUCCCUUUCAACCUGCCUGUAAAUGUUGCUGCUCUCCCUACUGUUAGCAUGUAUAUAUGUAAACAAGACCUUGUACUAAUAGCAACAGUGAACCUAGGGGUACAGUCCUUUUCCUGGCCAUCCCAUUGUACAAAUGUUUGUAUGUAUAAAAGAUCAAUGAAAUAUGUGUGCAACAUUUAAAUAAAAUCAUUUGUGUGAUGUUAUUUUAUAUUUGUUUUUUACAGUUUAAAAAAACAACUAUAAUUACCUAUUUAUUUGUUAACAUACACUCUACAGUGCAAAUUUUUUGGAAUGUUUUGUUUGUUGCAUACAGUAAGUUAUGACAUGGUUAUGUGACGAUGAUAUUAAUGUUUUGUAUUUACUUUAUAGACAUGGUGUUUAAAAGAGCAAUACUGUUUUCCUCCCCACCUGUCCUUUCCUCUUCCAUUAGAUCCGUGUGUGCUUGGGUGUGUGGGGAGUGCAAAUGUAGAUGGCCUUGUCUACUAAUGUAAAGUGAUUUGUAGUGGAAACAUUUAUAUUUUUAUAAUAAACAUUCUCAAAAUAUUUUCUAAAGAAAGAAUUCUGA
This is a messenger RNA of Alosa alosa (allis shad), 5532 nucleotides long. It is a transcript of the gene epha3, whose product is annotated as eph receptor A3. Gene Ontology annotation, cellular component: plasma membrane; neuron projection. Bases 155 to 3070 code for a protein of 971 amino acids. Gene Ontology annotation, molecular function: protein binding; transmembrane-ephrin receptor activity; ATP binding. The record is from RefSeq and is a predicted model, not a curated record. The transcript is spliced from 18 exons. Lineage: Eukaryota; Metazoa; Chordata; Actinopteri; Clupeiformes; Clupeidae. Gene Ontology annotation, biological process: axon guidance; cell surface receptor protein tyrosine kinase signaling pathway; protein phosphorylation.